AUGCUCAAACCACACAGCUGGCCCCGGAUAUCCCUGGGAUCCUCAAACCCUAAUACAUAUAUCUCCCUUUAUACAUCACUCCUACCAAACCGCCCCUUUACCACAACACCCAUCCUCCCCGCCAAACCCCUCCCACCCCGACUCAAGAUCAACGAUGCCGACCUGACAAUAUCCUACCUAAAAGGCACCGGACCCGGUGGCCAGAAGAUUAACAAAACCAACUCCGCCGUUCAAAUCAUCCACGCACCCUCCGGCAUCGUCGUAAAAUGUCAAGCAACGCGAUCACGCUCGCAAAACGAGAAGAUUGCGCGAUCACUGUUGGCGGAUAAAGUUGAGGCACAGGAAAAGGGUGAUCAGAGUCGUGUGGCGCUCAAAGCUGAGGCGGCGAGGAAGAAGAAGGCUAGUAAAGUGAAGAAGGCGAGGAGGAAGUAUCGGGAUUUGGAUUUGGAGAAGGGGGGUGAAGAGGGAGCAAGUGGGGAUUUGGAGGGGGAGGAAGUGGAUGUGGAAGGAGAGGAUGGAGACGUGAAUGUUGAAGAACGGAAAGCCGAGAAUGGCUCGUCAGAGAAAGGUCUGUCGACGUGA
Penicillium subrubescens is the source of this 582-nucleotide messenger RNA. RefSeq names its product peptide chain release factor family protein. The record is from RefSeq and is a predicted model, not a curated record. Gene Ontology annotation, molecular function: translation release factor activity. NCBI's taxonomy places the organism in Eukaryota, Fungi, Ascomycota, Eurotiomycetes, Eurotiales, Aspergillaceae. The transcript has 2 exons. Gene Ontology annotation, cellular component: mitochondrion. Gene Ontology annotation, biological process: translational termination. Bases 1 to 582 code for a protein of 193 amino acids.